AUGCCAUUAAAGGUGGGGCUCUUUAAUAAUAUCUACUGUUAUUCUUUACAGCAGGGGAAGCAGACCCAGCUUCUUCAUGUGUUUGAGGAGGAUCUGAUACUCGGCAGUGAGAGAACGGAGGACACACAGGAAACCCCUGAUUCCCCUCACACUGCCUCAAGCGACACAGCCUUCUCCGCACGUUUCUUCCUUGUUGUGGUUGAAUUGACCCCGACAGGUCGCUCACUCCUCCACAUGUGGCAUCUUCAUCUCGCUGCCCGACCCAUCACCACGGAAGAGACCUCGACGAAGAACGAUGCCAGCUCAGCUUCUGAUAUGAACAGCUCUACGUUUAGCUUUGACACGUUUGGUUCUCCAGUACCUCAGAAGAGUAAACCCUGCACUUCAAAUCUGCAGAGUGCCUGUCGCCUCAGCCUCACAACACACAGGCUCUACAGCCAAGAGAUGGCUCUGCCAGAAGGGGUGGAGGCCAUCAGUGUGACUCCUUCAGCAGGUCACCUGAGCGCAUCAUGCUCUCUGCCAGCUGAUCGUCUGCCUUACCUGCUCGCUACUUCCUGUUCAGAUGGAAAGGUGCGUUUCUGGAGGUGUACAGUCAUGGAGCCUUCAAGUAUGGACAACCUGCUGUACCAGUGGGAAGAGUGGCCUCUGCUGGUGGAGGGAAUGCUUCCUAACAGCAGCGCAGUGAGCGUGCAAGGUCAUCCCAUAGAGGUGAGUUGCUGCCACUCGGGACGGAUUGCAGUCGCCUACAGGCAGACACCAAACUCCCCUCUCAACUCAACACCUUACCUGAACUCUCAGGCACUUUUGACUUGUCCUCCUACUCUGGCCUCCUCCCCUUUUAUAAACAGUACCAACACCCACAUGACCCCAACUGUGACUGUACAGCACAGCCCAAAUCUCACCCCCAGCCCCAACCAAGCAAACACCAAUGAGCCACUGGUCCACAUCAGCAUCUUUCAGUGCGAGUCCACUGGUGGCUCACAGUGGAUUCUAGAGCAGACCAUAGUCCUGGACAGCACAGAAAGUGCCAAUAUCCCAGGUGCCAUGGACUGUCCUAUACCUAACCAGUACUGUCCUGCCUCUAGUAGUGCGAGUCUGGUUCAUUUGGACUGGGUCUCGCAAGAAGACGGGUCACAUGUCCUCACUGUUGGUAUCGGCACGAAGAUUUAUAUGUACGGCCGUCUCUCUGGGAAACCUCCAGAACUGGGUUUGUCAUCAGAGGCCAGUAGAGACCUGAGCUCGUCCCGCCUGGUUCUGCUGCGCUCAGUCAAUCUGGUCUCCUCUGUGGAAGGCUCCUUACCCAUUCCUGUGUCCCUCUCCUGGGUGAGAGAUGGCAUUUUGGUAGUAGGCAUGGACUGUGAGAUGCACGUCUACUCCCAGUGGCAGCCCCCGGCCCCAUUGAAAGCCAGCGUUGCCCAGGACACAGACAUGAGCAGCAGCGUCUCCUCCAUCAUCUCUGCUGUCAGACAGAGCCAGGAGGAGGGGCUCAGCUCUGGGGCCCCCAUGUCUACACUGGCCCCUCCAAAAAGGGCCCUGACGAGAUCCAUGAUGAGUCUUGCUCAGAAACUCAGUGGGAAGAGAACAGCUUACGACCUGCCGCUGGAGAAGGAAGAUUCUGGGCUUUUUGAAGCAGCUCACCAACUCUUUCCCACUCUGCCCCAGUACCACCCUGUACAGCUGCUGGAGCUCAUGGAUCUCGGGAGGGUUCACCGUGCCAAAGCCAUCCUGUCCCAUCUGGUGAAAUGCAUUGCUGGAGAAAUUGUGGCUCUUAAAGACAGUACGACCAACCCUGAGAAACGCCUGCGCUCUCGAACCAUCAGCGCCGGAGGCAGCACGGCCAGAGACUCCAAACUGUUCAGCAAAGCAGAGAACUCCCCCCCUGACUACACAGAGAUAAGCUCCAUCCCUCCGCUGCCUCUCUACGCCCUGCUGGCAGCCGAUGAUGAGGACACGUCACCUAAACCUGACAAAGUGAGCAGUGUGAGUGGAGACAGUGGGCACGGUUCUAGUCACGCUGAUGUCUAUGAUGAGCUCUUUCAAGCGCCCAGCAUCGUGGAUCUGGACCCUCUGGAAGAUGAUCAAGAGGAAACGGGAAACAAGGUUAUUGACCUGUCGCAGUACAGUCCGACAUUCUUCGGUCCAGAGCAUGCUCAGGUUCUGUCCAGUCACCUCCUGCAUUCCAGUUUGCCCGGACUGACCCGUAUGGAGCAGAUGUCUCUCAUGGCGCUGGCCGACACCAUCGCCACCACAAGCACAGACCUCAAGGACAGCCAAGGCAAGAGUAAAGGUGGUGAGACGCUGGAUGAGUGCGGUCUGAAGUUCCUGCUCGCCGUCAGACUCCACACCUUCCUCUCUACCUCGCUGCCUCCAGCACACCGAGCACAGCUGCUACGGCAAGGCCUAUCAACAUGUCACUAUGCCUGGGCCUUCCACUCCGAGGCUGAGGAGGAGCUGCUGAACAUGCUGCCUGCUCUACAGAAGGGAGAGCCCACCUGGCCGGAGCUGCGCUCCAUGGGCGUGGGCUGGUGGCUGCGCAGCACCAACAAGUUACGCAAGUGUAUAGAGAAGGUUGCCAAGACUUCUUUACAGAAAAACAAUGAUCCUCUGGAUGCAGCUAUAUUUUACCUCGCAAUGAAGAAAAAGGCAGUGGUCUGGGGAUUGUACAGAUCUCAGAGGAAUGCCAAAAUGACAGAGUUCUUCCGCAACAACUUCAGUGAGGACAGGUGGAGGAAGGCAGCUCUGAAGAACGCCUUUUCUCUGUUGGGGAAGCAGCGGUUCCAGCAUUCUGCAGCCUUCUUCCUUCUAGCCGGCUCUCUAAAGGAUGCUGUGGAGGUGUGUAUAGAGAAAAUGCAGGACCUACAGCUUGCACUGGUGAUCUCCAGAUUGUAUGAGUCCGAGUUUGAAACAGCAUCCACCUACAAAAAGAUCCUCCGGAGAAAUGUUCUGGGACAAGACAAGCAGAUUCCCGCCCAGAAGGAUCCGUUCGUGCGUAGCAUGGCUCACUGGGUCCUGGAGGACUACAGCAGAGCGUUGGACACUCUCCUCGAGCAGCCUGCUGACAGAACCAGCUCCCAGUCCACGGAAAGCAAAUGUGACACCGGCUCCUCUUCAGUGUCUGUCUGUAACCCUGAGGUUUUCAACUUUUACACCUACCUUCGAACCCACCCACUCCUCCUUCGCCGCCACUUUGGCUCCUCGGAGAAGGCUAAAGUUGGACUGACCGCUGAGCGCCGCAGGGCAGACUCCAUCAGCCUGGAGGAGAGGAGACUGUUUUUCACAGCUGCUUACGCACACCUUCAGGCUGGGUGCCCCAUGCUGGCACUUGAAGUCCUCUCCAAGAUGCCCAAAGUCCGCAAGCAUUCCAAACUCCCACACCAUGAGGGUGCAGGCAUCGCGGCUGAACUCAGCGUUGGGAGCAAAGAUGGACAAGGUUCAGAGCAGGACUGGUCUCAGUCGGCUCUGAACGGCUACGAGUCAGACAGGAACAGCUUGUGCAACAGCCACUCAGAUUCAGUGUUGAGUUUUGACUGGACCGGCCAGCCGUCGAUGACACAUCCUGAUGAAACCCUGGAGCUGAAAUGGGAGAGUGACAAAGAUGAUGAAGAAGAUGAGGAUGAAGAAGAAACAAAAAAUGGUAAGAGUGGCAGAACUGAAGACGGCAGCAGUGUGUUUCAGGAUGCGCAGGAUGCCAUGUCGCCGCUCAUGGAGACUGUGCCAGGAGAGGAGAGUGAGGAUGACUUCCUCGCUCCUUCUAAUGACAUCUUGGCGGCCCAUCUGAAGUUUACCGCCUGCCUGAAGAUCAUGACCAAUGAGCUGCGGACACUGUCCACGGGCUAUGAACUGGAUGGAGGGAAGCUACGUUACCAGCUCUACCAGUGGCUAGAGAGAGAGGUCGUGGCUCUCCAGCGCUGCUGCAGCUACAAGCCCUGCUUGCCAGAGCUGUCUGUCUCCGGGCUGGGCGAGGAGGAACAGCCGGGGAGCCCUCGUGCUGACAUCCAGAGGAGCAGGUGGCACUGGCUGCAGAGCAACCAGCCCCUACUGAGGAUGUUUCUGAGCUACUGCAGUUUACAUGGCUCCCACGGAGGAGGACUGGCCUCUGUGCGCAUGGAGCUCAUUCUGUUGCUUCAAGAGUCUCACCAGGAUGACUCCCUGCAAGCGGUGAUGCCAUGUUGCCAACCAACAUCCAUCCCCCUCCUGAUGGCCUGCACGGCAAACGUAAAGACGGUGGUGGCCAAUCCCAUCGUCUACCUGACCAACCUGGCUCAUGACAUCUUACAGACCAUCAAUUCACUGGACUCUCCUCCACACCCUGAUGUUGUCAACAAUGAGAUCUACGUGAUGCACACAUUGGCUGCCUCCCUGUCCGCCUGUAUCUAUCAGUGUCUGUGUGAUGGACACACCCACAGCCAUGUGAACCACUUCACAGGAAUCGUGUAUCAGAGUGUUUUGCUAUCUCAGAAGCAGCCUGCCCGAACCGUCAGCAUGGACGAGUCCGUUCAGCCCAACACCCCCCCCGCACAGUGGCCAGGUAUCGCCUCCCUGAUUCGCCUGUUGAGCUCGGCAGGCGAGGAGAGCCAGCCAGGCUUAGCUGUGCUGCUCUGUGAGAUCGUGACUGCUGUCUUCCUCAGUCUAUUUGUUCACGGCAUGGCCACUCACUCAAGCAACGAGCUGUUCCGCAUCGUGGCCCACCCUCUCAACAGCCAGCUUUGGGUGUCAGUGUUCGGAGGAGGCGCUCGGACCCCUGUCAUAGAGAAACCCACCAGCCCCACAAGAACACCGCCACCAGCCUCACCAAGCGGCUCAGACAGGAAGUCCAGACGGUUCAGACUCCUGUCCUCACGCAGCGGAUCCAAGGACGAGUUGGGGAUAGAGCGUGAGGGCCCAUCCAGUCCCAAGCACAGCCCUGUAGUGGAACAGGAAGCUACCUCCAUCUUUAAAGAACGGUUUAUCCCUCCAGAGCUCAGCAUUUGGGAUUACUUCAUCACCAUGCCUUCACUGCCACAAUCAGAGAACCAAAUUGAAUACGACUCGGAGGAGAGCCAGGACAGUCAAGAUGAAGAGGAAGAUGAUGAUCAAUAUGAAGAUGUGUUUGACCCCAGCUCUCCGCACAGAGAGCAUUCAAACCACAACUCAUACAGUUGGUGUUUGAUGCGUCUGGCAAUGGUUCAGCUGGUGUUGGUCAACCUCAAAACCUUUUACCCAAUGGCAGGAUAUGAUCUAUUAGACCUGCCUGUGUGCUCUCCUCUGUGUCACGCUGUGCUGAAGACGCUGCAGCGCUGGGAGCAGGUGCUGCAGAAAAGGCUGGAGAUCUUCGGGGGCCCCCCUUCAAAGUACAUCUCCACCACCCCCCAGGAUGAAACCACGGCGCCUGGUCCCGCCCUGCUCAGACACAAGGCCCUGUUCGAGCCUUCCAACACCCCAUUCAGGGGCUUUAAUAAGUUGUAA
This is a messenger RNA of Notothenia coriiceps (black rockcod), 5445 nucleotides long. RefSeq names its product Dmx like 1 (gene dmxl1). NCBI's taxonomy places the organism in Eukaryota, Metazoa, Chordata, Actinopteri, Perciformes, Nototheniidae. Gene Ontology annotation, cellular component: RAVE complex. Gene Ontology annotation, biological process: vacuolar acidification. The transcript is spliced from 26 exons. The record is from RefSeq and is a predicted model, not a curated record. The coding region runs from base 1 to 5445 and encodes 1814 amino acids.